AUGUCUCUCGUUAGGCGCAAUGACGCUCUGGAUAUCAACGGAUUCAGCAAUACCGUCACAACCAACAACCACAUCACUAGUCGAGGCAGCAACUGGUACUUUACUGUCUGUGCACUAAUGUCUGUUAGCACUCUUAUAUUCAUGGGUCUCUCUUUACGAAAACCGCAAUCGCACAGGCUCUUCCACUAUAUCGCAGCUGCCUUUGCGCUGGUCGCCGCAAUUGCAUAUUUCUCAAUGGGCUCAAACCUUGGCUGGACUGCUAUUCAAGUUGAGUUUCGACGACGAAGCCCCAAGGUUGCUGGCAUGAUGAGGCAGAUCUUCUAUGUUCGGUACAUUGACUGGUUCGUGACCACACCACUGCUACUCCUCAAGCUACUCUUGACCUGCGGUAUGCCAACUCCGACUAUUGUCUAUACUAUGCUCAUCAACGAGGUGAUGAUUGUUUGUGGUCUUGUUGGUGCGCUGGUCAAGACGUCCUACAAGUGGGGAUACUUCGUUUUUGGGUGUUUCGCCUUCUUCUUCGUUGCCUACACUGUGGCUUUCCAGGGACGAUCGUAUGCGUGUACCCUAGGUCAAGACAUCAGCAAGAUUUACACUAUGGCUGCUAUUCCCAUGAUCGCUGUCUGGAUGCUUUACCCAGUUGCAUGGGGCGUCUGCGAGGGUGGCAACGUGAUCGCACCUGAUUCUGAGGCAGUGUUUUAUGGCAUUCUGGACUUGACUACGAAACUUCUAAUUCCUGGACUGCUAAUCUGGAAUCACCGUAAUAUCGAUCUAGCACGACUUGGCUUUCACAUUCGGAAUGUGCCCGAAGGAGGUUUGCCCGGUAGCGAGAAGCGUGGUCCUCAUCAGCAGACAGGCGUUGCUGCACCAGCAACUGCCAAUACAGAAACUCCUGUCAAUACUGUCUAG
This is a messenger RNA of Lithohypha guttulata, 909 nucleotides long. RefSeq lists its product as uncharacterized. Gene Ontology annotation, molecular function: monoatomic ion channel activity. Bases 1 to 909 code for a protein of 302 amino acids. The transcript is spliced from 2 exons. Gene Ontology annotation, cellular component: plasma membrane; endoplasmic reticulum. Lineage: Eukaryota; Fungi; Ascomycota; Eurotiomycetes; Chaetothyriales; Trichomeriaceae. The record is from RefSeq and is a predicted model, not a curated record. Gene Ontology annotation, biological process: monoatomic ion transport.